This is a messenger RNA of Pogoniulus pusillus (Red-fronted tinkerbird), 465 nucleotides long. RefSeq names its product cytochrome b-c1 complex subunit 9. Lineage: Eukaryota; Metazoa; Chordata; Aves; Piciformes; Lybiidae. Bases 46 to 228 code for a protein of 60 amino acids. The transcript has 2 exons. Gene Ontology annotation, biological process: mitochondrial electron transport, ubiquinol to cytochrome c. The record is from RefSeq and is a predicted model, not a curated record.
CAGCCCCCGCGGCGCGGCUCCCGGCAGCCCCCGCGCAGAGCGGCCAUGGCGCUGCUGCGGCAGGUGUACGCUGCGCUGCUCCGCCGCUCCUCCGCCUUCGCCCUCACCGUCGUCCUCGGCGCCGUCGUCUUCGAGCGCGCCUUCGACCAAGGCGCCGACGCCAUCUUCGAGCACCUCAACGAGGGGAAACUGUGGAAACACAUCAAGCACAAGUAUGAGGAGAAGUGAAGAUCAGAGGCUCAGCAGCAAGAUCCAGCCUGGGGUGGCAAAAAAAACCCAACCCUGAAGAGAAGGCUUUGGCCUCCUGAAGCUGAUUGUAUCAAGCUAGAGAUGGGUUCCUGCUUGAACAACUCCGAGCCAGAUGGUGUCAGCCACCUACUGAUGCAUGUAACCUGAGAUGGACUCAGGGAGUUCUGCUGCUGUCCUCAGACUUACUGUGUUAAAAUAAAACCUCCUUGGUCUGUA